Molecule: messenger RNA, 1375 nt
Organism: Zingiber officinale
Lineage: Eukaryota; Viridiplantae; Streptophyta; Magnoliopsida; Zingiberales; Zingiberaceae
Exons: 3
Coding region: 241-561 (106 amino acids)
Source: RefSeq, a predicted model, not a curated record
GCCCGUUGCGUCGCUUUGCCCCUCCGUCUCCCACAUCGCCCCCUUUCUCCCACACGGAGUCGAAGGAAAGAAGAGGUUGAGUCGGGCUCCUCCGUCUCCCACAUCGCCCCCGUUUCUACCCCGUCCACCCCGCUUCCUCGCCUCCUCCCCUUCUUCCUGCCCAUUUUCCAAUUUUCCGGGUUCCUCCCUUUUCCCCUCGACUCGUUGCGUGAAGAGGAGCUACAGCGACGGCGAGCUGUGAUGGGCACCGGGGGCAAGGUUGGGAUAGUUCGAAAUUGUUACUGUCCCAGGUGGACACAUGUCCUUUUGGUUCUGACCAUCUGUGCACACCAGGGACUCGUGUUGUCUCAUCACUGGCCACAUCAGCAGCACUUCCAGGUCUUCAUGGUUGUUUGGGGAUUCUGGGAGGCAUUUCAGUGGGCCACAUGGUGUCCCAGUUGCUGGCAGCCAGUGCAAAGCUUCAAUAUAGAUUCAAAAUGCAGUUGUAAAUCCACUUCACUCCCAUCUGGUAAGGUUGUUUCAUUGUGGCUGGUAGAUCAAUUACUUAUUGCUAUGAAAUGAGGUAAUCAUUUUUGAAUUGGAAUUUCUUUUUAUUACAACCAAUUUACCUUUUAAUUUUUUAUUUCAUAUAGGAAUUUUUGUUCUUUUAUCUAUUGAAAUGGGUUGUGCAAAAUUAAUUGAUUUUUUUAUUGCUUGGAAUUUUUGUUCUUUUUUCAUUACCUUGGUAAUUGUAGUUGUCAAUCAUAGAAUUGAUGGAUUGAAAGCACAUGAUAAAUGCCAAAUAUGAUAAAUGCUUCGUCAAUGAUAACUCAAAGAACAAAGCCUUUCUUAACUUUAUGCUAAAAUUUGGCCACUAGAUUGGAUCCAUUCUCAUGCCCUUGACAUUAAGUCUUGUAAAUCAUCACAUAUGUUAUGUUGCCUCUUCAACUCAUGACAUCCAGUCUUGUAAAUUUAUCACAUAUGUUAUGUUGCCUUUUUGUCCUUUUGUUUUUUUUUUUCCCACUUUGUAGUUUUUGCUUUAUAUUCUGUUAUUGAUAUUUCAACAAUGUGAAGUAUUUAGAGAACUUUUUGUUUUUGAGUUCUAAAAAUUGUUCCAAGUUGCUCAAGAUUGAAAGCCAGAAUGUCCAAGGUUGGUUGAUUUUGUUUCUUUUUCCCCUCCAAUCAUUUGAAAUGCUAUAAUUAGUAUGUUUCCAUGAAGUGUUCAUUAUGAGUUUUUUUUUUGAAGUUUCGAAGAUUAGACUACAAUAUAUGUCAAGGUUUAAAAUUUCGACCCGUGUCGAAGUUUCGGUUCUGGACUGGAACGAUACGGUUUCGGUACCGUAUCAUGCCGUGCCGAUAUAGUUUCGGUAUUUUUAAAAUAUAAAAUAUAUUAAUU